Messenger RNA from Neoarius graeffei (lesser salmon catfish), 3871 nucleotides. RefSeq lists its product as uncharacterized. Gene Ontology annotation, biological process: inhibitory postsynaptic potential. Bases 496 to 3384 code for a protein of 962 amino acids. NCBI's taxonomy places the organism in Eukaryota, Metazoa, Chordata, Actinopteri, Siluriformes, Ariidae. Gene Ontology annotation, cellular component: postsynaptic density. The record is from RefSeq and is a predicted model, not a curated record. The transcript is spliced from 4 exons.
ACAUCCAGUGCUGGGUCAGAGGCUUCCUAAUUUCAGCUGGAAUGAGGGAAUGAGGGAGGGCAAGCCGGAGGGAAGAUAAAAGAGUGAGUGGAAAAGAGAGAGAGAGAGAGAGAGAGAGAGAGAGAGAGUGCGCAAGGCAGAGGAUGCGGAUCAAUAUCUCUUGCUGCUUCAGCAUGUAAAGGAGUGAGCGAAUCAAAACAAACCAGGAGAGGAACGACAAGGAGGAGGAGGUGAAGAAGGGGAACAGAGGACAGUCAGUCGCUUUGAGCAUGGAUGCUGUUUCUCUCGCUCUCUAUGACCAGAGCACACAUGAGAUGAGACUGCUCUUCUGCUCUAAGCAUGUGAAAUUCCUGCCUCCCUCAUUCUCUGGAAUGGAUCCUCAGAUCCGCGGCAUGAGGAAGAGGAUGCUUCUGUCUCUGCUGAACGCAGAUGUACCACCACGGCCGAAUGGCAUGAUUUCUGCUCUGGUGUCCUGCUGAGCUGGUUGCCGUGGCAAUGGGAAGACGGGCAGCUGAUCUGGCCACUCCGGUGCCAGUGUCUGAGGUGCCAGCUUUGGUGGGAGUUCGCGAUUGGAGGACAGCCAAUGGAGAGGUAGGGCUAACCUGUGCUCACCAGUGUAACGUUGGGGUACAAACAUCGCCAGCCAUACGGAGCCAAGAGAGCCGUCCUGUUAUCCAAUCAGAAAAGAGGAUGACCAUGCCGCCCAAUGGGCACAUCGUUGUCGAAGUGGAGGGCAGAAAAGGACAAAAAAGGAGUGCUUUUUUUAAACACCGGAGCCUUGAGAAUAAGGUAAAGAAGGGCGUGACAUUUCAAGGUGUGGACAAUGAUGAUGAAGAUGAUGAUGCGUGUAAAGGCAAUAAAGCUGAAACGCACUGUGACACUCAGACAAUCCAAACCAACACACAUCGGGCCAAUGGACGUGUUAAAGGAAAGAAAGAAUCCCGCUUCACUAAUGGCAGCGUGGUCGACUCAGAGGUGAUGGGUGGGAUCAGCAGUGACAUCAAUGAAGUGGAGUCAUCGACUCCAUGGCUCAAAACUACAGUACAGUCUGGGAAGAGGAAGGUUCCUUUAUGUUCACCUCCUCACAGAUUCCCAUUAAGGAUUUGCAGCAAAUGUGGAGGGAGGCAGAAUCCGGUGGCUGCAGUUCUCUUCACCACCACCAGAGACGCCACUUCGCCCUGUUCUGCUGGCUCGGAGAGUCUCAGAUCUAGCCCUGCAGCUCCUCUGGUCUCAGGAAAAGAAACAGGAGUCUCACUUUCUCCUCCAAAGACUGAGACUGAGAAAUACGGAGUUAUGCAAAUGAACAGCGGGCCUGUGGUGACGUGGCCUCCUCCUAACCCAAAUAGCAACCAGCUAUUAACAUCCACACAGGAGGGAGAAGCGUUAAAACUCUCCAAACAUCAAUCAAGCUGGAGAUACACUGGCCUUGGCCUUCCACACAUCCACAGGGACACUCCAGUUAGUCACACAUCAUCUGCAUAUACGCACACAGUGGCAGGAAGUGCAAUUCAGGAAACAGGCAUGCACACACACUCAGACCUCUGCUCUCAUAAACCAGCAUCACCGUCACACACACUCAUGCUCCAGGAAGCAAGACCCUCCAUGCUCGUUCCAUUCUCACUACAAUAUUCCAGCCUUAAAACAGACUCCCAAUCCAACACCUUGAAAGACACAGACUCCACACCAAAGAAAAAAUCACACACACACAGCAAUAUCCUAGCGCACACCUCACAUGUUGCUCUGUCAAACCAUGCUAACAUCCAUCCAAAGUCUUCAGCAUCUGUCCAUUCACCUAUAAUCACUAAGGAGCAAAGCUUAGGACAGCGUGCCAAAUGUUUUAGCACUUCACACCCCAGCAGAGACGCCCAAGUCUCAAAUGGAUUAGAGACUGUGCAAAACACACAUUUGAGGCCUUCAAGCUGCUUGAAUGCAAAUCCAAGCACUAAACCUCAAAGCACAUUGCAAAUCCAUUCCAGCAUGCAUCUUAAACCCACAUCCACCACAGACUACACCAAACUUCAACCUUCACAAACACACUCUCUGACCACUGACACAUCCUCGACCAUAUCACUUUGCACAGCCUUGUACUCCAGACCUUCCAUACCACUUCACUGCUCACUUCCACAUACAGCUGUCAAACCACAUAGCAUAUUAAAGAACCAACAAUCUAACCCUUCACACACUUCAAACAUGAAUGUCCACACAAGCAGCUCACUUAACCCAAGUCCUGUCACAACAUUGAGUCUUUUAACCCAGUCCAACACGGUUACAAUCACUCAAGCAUAUAUGGAAAUGCAUUCAUAUGGUACAGACGACCAUAAACCAGAUGCACAGAGUCAGUCUCUUGCACAAUCAGAGGCUCAUGUUAAGUCUGUAGCAGAGAAACUUGAGGACAAAGCAGCAUCUUUGGGGUCUGCUAAAUCUCCUUGUAAGGUAGCAACCAAGACUGUGACAGCUACAAAAAUAGGUUGCGAAUUUGUCACAGACGCAGACAGUGGGAGCCACGUGCAAGCUAACUGUGAACUCCUUGCAACUUCAAAAUCGCAAACAGUACACCAGCAAUCCACACCUCAGCAUCCUGCCAGUCCUUCAGUCUCCAUAGCACCUCAUGAACCCAACAGCUUGGGUUCACUCUCAUGCCAACCUCCAAGACCUUUUCACCCACACCCACUGCAUCCAGCAAUUAAAUUAUUAAUCGAGGUCAGUGGAAACAAAAGGACAAAGAUAGAUUCAAAGCCAAAUCCAUUUCUACUUUCUUCCUCUAUGCCUUCAGACCAGAUCCAGAACAUGCAACUACAGCAAGAGUUAGAGUCUGCAUCACAGACGAGCAUUGCUUUACCUGUUAGUGGACCUGUCUCAAAUGGUGGCUAUGCCCUCACACACUACCAUCCUCCCUCUUUGGUUCUGCUGUCACGCAGUUCCCCUGAGAGCAACAGGAGUCAGGACCUUCAGAAGAGGCUGGAGAGAGUGGAGGCCAAUCUGCAGGCCAACCAAGACCGAGUCACAACCCUACUCAACAUCAUCCAAGACCUGGAGAUGAGCCAUGCACUCAGCAAAGGACGCCGAUGUUUCAGAACCGGCCAGGAUUUAAGCGAUUGCUCCACCUGCCAGGAGACGGCAUGCAUCAUUUACAGUGUGGAGUAUGAUUUCCGGCAGCAGGAGCGACGCUUCAGGGAUGUCUUAGAGCCUCUGGACUCCCCAGUGAGAGAGAUCUGGGAGGGGGUUAACAUGGACAUGCUCUCCUUUUUCAACUUGCUAAAACAGAACCAGGCACCAUCUCAGACCAGCAAUCAUAUCGAGCCAGGAAGCAAGAUUAAAGUCAAGAAAAAGAAACUCUGCAGGAAACUUUUGAGUUGGCUACCGCGAAAGGUCCAAAGGAAGUAGAUCAGUCCUACCAUGGUUCUUUGUCUUUAUUUUAAAAUUUGGGGGAAAAAAAACUCUGUUCUGCUGUAAGAUGGAUUAAUUGCAGCAUCAAAAUCCAUCCACAUGAAUGUGUCUGGUAGAUCCGGAAAAAUGGACAGACCAUGAUAUUUGGGAACAGGAACCGUUGAAGUAAAACUGCACGACUUGACAAGAUCUUCCAUGUCAAAUCUGUUAACUGCAUACCUUCCAAUCCUGAUCCCUAACUUCCUUUAUCAAGUAGUGACAUCAUGUAGAGAACAUGGCACUUCUAAAGACCAUUCAUGCUCGUUUAUUAACUUAAGAAGUAGAUGAAUAUUAAUAUAACAGUUUCUUUGGGAUUGGCUUUGGGGUGGACUGGGAUCAGCUAUGGAGACCGGAUGUGGCCUAGUGACCCUGUGACCCUGUUGUUUACCACUUGCAUCUUACUUCAGAACAAUAAACCAGAGAUGCAAAAGUCUCAAAAUUACAA